Messenger RNA from Bufo gargarizans (Asiatic toad), 1294 nucleotides. It is a transcript of the gene CDK2AP1, whose product is annotated as cyclin dependent kinase 2 associated protein 1. NCBI's taxonomy places the organism in Eukaryota, Metazoa, Chordata, Amphibia, Anura, Bufonidae. Gene Ontology annotation, cellular component: nucleus; cytoplasm. The transcript is spliced from 4 exons. The coding region runs from base 343 to 702 and encodes 119 amino acids. The record is from RefSeq and is a predicted model, not a curated record.
CAAGUUUGAGCCCAAAAUUCAGAAAUGGCAGUGUGAAUAAUGUGACAGGGGAAAAUGUCUGCGAAAGAAACCAUAAAGAAAAAGAAAAGAAAAAAAUCCCACAUCUCUAUUGAAUUUUCGUCUGGAGCCCCCCAGGGUGAGGGUGGACUGGGGGUCUGUGGAGGGACAUGGUGUCUGGAGUCUUCAUUGCAUUGUGGGUGUCAGUAUAAGUGACGCCAUAUUUGCCGGUGCCGCCGCUGUAAACAACAAAAAGUGUCUGAGGGAGACCGACAAGAGACGCUUCAGUGGAUUUCAGGACAUUUUAUUUGUUGUUGUGGGUGAUUUGCUCUCCUCUCGGCAGUCAUGUCUCUGGGAAUGUCUUACAAGCCCAACCUGAACGCACAGCUCCACGGGAACCACGGGGCUCCGGCUGUAAGUGCACAUUCUCCUUCUACUAGCAUGGCAUCAUCUGCACAAUACAGACAGCUGGUGAACGAUUAUGGUCCUCCAUCUUUAGGAUAUACCCAGGGCACUUCUAUUAAUCAGGCACCUCAAAGCAAGUAUGCUGAACUCCUUGCCAUCAUAGAGGAGCUAGGUAAAGAAAUUAGACCAACGUAUGCUGGCAGUAAAAGUGCCAUGGAGAGAUUAAAACGAGGAAUCAUCCAUGCAAGAGGUUUGGUACGAGAAUGUUUAGCUGAGACAGAGCGAAACGCCAGGUCCUAGCCAUGCAAAUGCCUGCCUCUCUGAAGCAUACAAAGCUAAUUCUGGAUUCUUUUUUUUUUUUUAAACUUCAGGGCAGUCUUUCUGAAUAUUUAGCCAGUGGGGUUCACUAACUCUGGGGAUCCCUGUAAUGUACUGUAAAGCUGCUAAACACAAGAUGCAAUUUUUACCUAGCAGACAGAAUUUCCAUGUACAGUAAAGUAUUUAAGGCUCUCUGGUUCUUUUUCUAAGAGUCCAAGGAAAUUCAUGAUUCCUUGGAACAUAAGCUACCAUACAGGUGAAACUCAAAAAAUUUGAAUAUCAUGCAAAGUUCAUUUAUUUCAGUAAUACAACUUAAAAUGUGAAACGAACAUAUGAGAUAGACUUUACAUACUAAGUGAGAUAUUUCGAACCUUUAUUUGUUAUAAUUUGGAUGAUUAUGGCUUACAGCUUAUGAAACCCCAAAGUCACAAAUUACCCUUUGCUUAGGUGGUAUGGAUUCAGGGCCGUCUUUAAUAUUGAUUGGACCCUCUGCAAAAAUUUACUUGGGCCCCCUGGAUCCCGCCUUCCCACACCUUAGCAGGCAAUCACGCCCUCCACCGCAACACACACACAA